AUGGCUGACCAUGCAGAUGACGACGGAUAUCUUGGGCCGAGCACCAGCCAAGACUCGCAGGGCAGCUGCCUUCAUUUCGACUCUCAGGAUUCUGUCCUGGAGGACAAGAUUGGGAGGAACAGCCUUCAACGGCAGAUGGAUGUGCUCGUAGGCCUCUGCACAGCGCUUUCGACGGAUCAGGCAGCCUUAAGUCGCACGUUGCAGAACAUAGACGAGAAACUGAGCCGGUUAACGGAGCAGAAAGCGCAUGCGCCCCGCAAUAAGGCUGUGUCGAUGAUUGCCAACGCCGUGUCCAGAGUUUCGUUGCCCCUUUCGCUUCCUUCGCCGGUGCAGAGUCGUGGGCUUUCCGCUUUUAAAGAUUUUAAGGACGUAGAUCAACUCUUGGAUGCCCAUUCGAUGAAGGCCCCGAGGCUGUCGCCCUCAAACAGCCGCUUCGGCCGUCAGAACAGUCGGAGGAGCUGCGGAGAGAGUGUCUCAAGGACACCCUCGAAGGAGAAGCCGCGGCCACCGCCCCUUGCUAUUUCCAAGCCAUCUAAGGUGCAGCCAGACCCGCCCUCGGCGAGUCCUCCUUCUCCAGUACCGGAAGAGGAGGGCUUGUCGCCCAAGGAACCGGCGUCGACAUCUAAAAGCUCGAAGAGCCGUGGCUUUAACAAUGAGUCCAAGCCUUCGAAGACGUCCAAGAACUCGGGAGACCGUGAUCGCCCACUUGACAUGAAUGUUUCAACUGGCAUGACCAACAGCGACAUCUCUUUGAGCAACCUCUUUCGCCAUCGCGAGGCACAGCUCAUUCCAACUACGCCUCCUGCUGGCCCCUCUCCAAAUCCACUGGGCUCCGCCAAGCAAAGCGAGGAAGACGAGGAGUGCAUCGAGUUGCCCGAAUCACCGAAGGAAGAGCUGAUGUCAGCCGAGCAGCCCAUCCUUUUGAUUCGAGCCUGGCUCGGUUUCAUUCACAUCCUUUGCCGCCUUACUGGGCUCAUCCCAGUGGCGCAGGGCAAGUCUCCCGUGGAGGUGCGGAGCAACACGGUCUCCCGUUGGAAGCUGUCGCCCAAAGCAUUUGCACUGUCGAAGAUCUACCACUGCUGCGUUUUGUUUCUGGCCAUUGGGUGCCUGGUUGCCAGCAGUGCAGAGCAGGUGGUGUGCAGAGGGGCAGAAGCACAUUUCUUCUGCGCUUCUGCUCUGGCUACAGAUUGCAUGAUUUGUCUGGGUGCCUUGGUGGCCCUCUGGUCCUGCGGCGGAAUUCUGAGCUACCGGAAGACCGCGGAAGCACAGAUGCAGAUCUCCGAACAUCUCGUGGAAUACAUCGAGGGUGCCGGCCUUUCCGUUUAUUGGGCCAAACAGAAGUCAGUGGACGGAGCCCUCAUGGCCGUGGUGUGGCUGUUGGUCGUAGGUAUUCGGACUUGGUCCGUUCUGGUCCAGCCGGCCGUGGAUGCAGUGGGUGCUCUUCAGGUGGCCAGCUAUGCGUUUACCACAGCAAGCCUACUCUGUGCCUGUUACCUCCAGAACUCGAAAUGGCGCGGGAUCUCAUUGGCUAUUGCUGUCUUUGCACGCUCAGUGCUCGAAGGUGAGAUCUCGUGUCUGACGGCACGGAUGCGAUGGAGGGAGCUCAUAGGUGCCAUGCGACAGACGUCACGCAUGCACCAACUCACGGCCGCUUCGAUAGCGGCAACGACUGUUCUGGUGGCUUUUGCGAUGCUCUAUGACAUCUCUCAGGGCCACGGCGCAGAUGCUGUGCCCAACUUGAUCCUGGCAUUGAUCAUGCCUUUCUCCUUGUAUGUGGCUGCCUGUGCGACAGCAGAUUGCACUCGGUUGCCGUCCCUGCUCUGCAUGCUGGACGCAGAGGAGGAGGAGGAAGAGGGAGCAUACAUGGACCUCGCAUUGUUCCUCACGCUCAGCGAGUCUGGUUUCUUCAUGUGGGACACGCGCGUCACGCUGGGGGUUCUGCAAAAGUUCGUGUACUUCACUUCAGCUGUGGUCGGCACUAUCGGCUUUCAGUUGAAGCUGGUCGACCUAUGA
Molecule: messenger RNA, 2013 nt
Organism: Symbiodinium sp. CCMP2592
Lineage: Eukaryota; Dinophyceae; Suessiales; Symbiodiniaceae
Source: the annotation of a GenBank genome assembly